Messenger RNA from Cygnus olor (mute swan), 10787 nucleotides. It is a transcript of the gene ABCA5, whose product is annotated as ATP binding cassette subfamily A member 5. Gene Ontology annotation, molecular function: ATP hydrolysis activity; ABC-type transporter activity; ATP binding. Bases 3077 to 8023 code for a protein of 1648 amino acids. Gene Ontology annotation, cellular component: membrane; intracellular membrane-bounded organelle. The record is from RefSeq and is a predicted model, not a curated record. The transcript is spliced from 40 exons. Lineage: Eukaryota; Metazoa; Chordata; Aves; Anseriformes; Anatidae. Gene Ontology annotation, biological process: lipid transport; transmembrane transport.
CCGUUUCCGUAACAUCCCGUGCACUGAAUUCCCUGAGCGAGGGCCCAGUGGCCGUGCACGGCUUUCUGCAAAUCACAAGAUCCUUCAAAAAGAAAGCGGAAGAGGUGUCAUCUGUGCCUGGUGGGGCACGGUGCUGUUUGGCACGCGCUGCGGCAGCCUCAGAGCUCCCCGCACACGGGAGCCACGAGGAUGGGAAAAAAUUCCCACUGCUUCAGCACAAGCCAGCAGGCAUUUGUGUGCAAAAAACAAAGGGGGGAUAGCGUAAACACAGGCAAAAUACUGAGUUCAGGUGGUCAAGAUGCAUUUAAAGAUUGGAAUUCUGCAUUCCAAAUCCAAACUCCACUUACGCUGUGCAGAACCAGCACAGAAGGAGCUGAGUGCCAGCAAUCACGCUGCCGUUAGCCUCGGCGGGGCUGUGCCGGCCCCAAGUAGUGGCUUCUUUCUGCAGCACCCCGCUCAGCCUGUCCCCUCUGAAACUUCUGCUUCCCUGGGGACAGAUACCAGAGGCUGAGGACAGACAGGCCAGGAGUGCAAAGACACACGGUGGGGCUGCGCAAAAGCCAAGGAUGGCAGCAAACUGCACCCCAAGCAUGGUCUUGGUGCGCCCCUGCUCAUCUCCCUGCCUUUUCAAGAAGCUCAGCUCAGGCUCACGUCUGAAUUAUUUGUUGUCACCAAACUCACGUAACUCAGUGGAAGCAACAACUCUUUCAACUGCAGCGUGUUUGCACUGAGCAGCAGGAAGAAACGUCCCAAAGUCUGAAACAAAUGCGUAAAUGUCUCUGCUCCCUAACGCUCGUGUCUCCAGGUGUGAACUCACCUCUUGUUUGUCACGGACUGUUUUGUACUGAUGGAGAGAGUCUGCUGCAGAGGGAGAGCCUCACCGUUUGAAGUAAGCAGAAACUAAUUUCCCUAAAAGAAAACAGAAUCUAUACUGCCAAGCCUUCGCCCAGCCAUUCGCAUGGUUUUGUUGCACGGUGCCACUACCUGGGUUUGGCUGCUUAGAUCUUCACCCCAGUCAAACAGAUGGAAUUGCUUUCUUUUGUCUUCAAAGAUCUUUUGCCAAGAAGUAAAAGCUGGAGAGGUUGCUGGUGAGCACUGUUUGCACUGAGCGGUGCCCAUCCCCGCCUCAGAUGCGGGCUCCUUUUGGUUUCGAACAAAUUACAUCACCCCUGCCUUUCUGCACCUAUAAAUGGAGAUCGUGUUUGGGGCAUUCGAAUGUACAGGGCUGUAGGAAAAAUUAAUUCGGUAAUGGUUUUAAUGUGCUUUGAAGAUGAAAAGCAUUGCCCUACAUUAGGUGGUAACUGCUCUCCGCAGGCUCUGUCCCCGCUGCGGUUUGACUCCCUGGCACGGUCGGUGCCGCGUGGGGCUCUGGGGCUGUCUGGCUGCAGCAGCACCCGGUGCGAGAGGUGUCCCCUCUCUGAACACAAAAUAUAUUGUGGGGGGUUAUCUUCCCACGUGGCAGAGCCCAGGAGCUCCAAACUCUGCAGCUAGAACAUAAAUAUGAGUAGUUAAAACUCUUCAAGCAUAAAAAGAGACCACAACAAACAUCAAAGUGACCAGAAGAAUUCAGCCCCAGCCGGGCUUCUCUGCUAUUUAAUGCUAGUUGGACGACGAUAAGAAGUUUGCUUUUGUUUUUAUUUUUUUUUUAUUGAAGCUCGAGUUAUGCCAGUGUAUUUACUCAAUAUUCAUUAAGCAAAACGAAAGGGCAUUUUUUAAAUUAGAUUGCUUGUAUCUACUGCUCUUUGUUAAGGUGGAAACAAGAAGAAAAAAUGUUUCCAGUUAAAACAAGCCUUUCUGAUGGUUGUUGCUUUUUUUUUUUUUUUUUUUUUUUCCCCUAAGGGAUUGCUAGCAUAGAGAUCAGGUGGAAUUUGAUCAUUUUGUGUGUGUGAGGUAUCCCGAAAAGCCUGGCCCCUGUGCUGCCCGGCCCAGAGCCACACUGCUCUCAGAGGACACCUGGUGGAAGCAGCUUCUUCCUCCCCCCAAAAGCAGCUCCCCAAAACCUGUCCAUCCCAGCCCAUGGGAUUUCUGCUGCUCUGGUGCUGGCGGCAGCGGGGAGCGGAGGGGAGGUGGGGAGAGGUGCCAGGGGUCCAGGGGGAACGCGACAGGGAGCAAAAUCUGCAGAAGGUACAUGAUGAGUUGUGGCUAUUUUCAGUCGGUGCAGGUGAAAGUAUGAAUGCAAAGGCUUCUGCAUGGCCAUGCUAGCCACACCUGUAAACCGAGCUUUCUGCUUAAAUAUGGUGCUUUGAGAUCUUUUUUCUUCUUCCGACAUGGAUGCAGACUCCUGAUCUCAGUUUUCCAAGUAGAAGUGUUGAGCCCAAGCUGUCAUUACACUGCUGCACUUCAGUGCAGGCGUACACGAUGCUCGUGCAGCUCCUCAGGUGCACAAACCCAUCUCUGGCAGAGGCUUCCAGGCGCUGGCUACAAACAUCACCCACCCAACGCCGUCCUCGCCCGGAGGAGAGGUUGCUGCCCGCAGCCGGUGCUUGCUGGAGCACCGGGAGCUGCAGACGCACACAGCAUCCCUGCUGCAGCCCUCCGCGACACCCCUGCCUUCCCUUUGCAGCUCGGCCGUCCCCAGGAACUGGGAGGCAGAUCGCUCUCGCCGUGCUGGGACCGUUCAGACCUCGGCGUUUUGGAUCUCCGAGCAUCCCGUUGGGCAGCACACGGCCGGGCAUGGGCUAAGGCGAAGGCCUGGCCCGAGGAUGACGAGAGCGCUCGCCGCAGAGGGGAGGACUCGGUGGGAGCCAUCACGCGCCAGCGAGCCGCGACGGGCGACGACACCCAGCCAGAACUCGGGCGUUUGCAUCCAGGGCAGCGCUGCCAACGCUUUAAUUCCAUUUUUGAUAACGCGAGCAAGCAGCGGAGCUCUCCCCAUGCAGGUGAGGAGAUGGAGAGGGAUGUGCACGGAACCGUGACCCCGAGCCGCUGACAGCAGCCUGCUGGGGGUAAAGGCAGCUGCUCACCAGCUACAUCUUGGUGGAACGGGAAGAGCAACUUCAAUUGUCUUCAGUUUUUCCAAAAGCUCCCGUUCAGCACCAGUGCAGCGUGCAGCUGGCCUAAUGAAAAGACUUGAAAAAUGGCACCAGAUGCUCCGAGAGAAGCAGGAGUAUGGAGGCAAACCAGAGCUCUCUUGUUCAAGAACUGGCUUGUUAAAUGUAGGACAAAAAAAAGCAGCGUUCAGGAGAUCCUUUUCCCACUCUUCUUCUUGUUUUGGCUCAUUCUAAUGAGCAUGAUGCAUCCGCACAGGAAGUACGGCGAGAUCUCCGACACCAACCUCGGUACUCUGGACACCUCCAUGCUGGUGAAUUUUGUCAUCGGAUACACGCCGCCCACCAGAAUGGCACGAGAAAUCAUGAAGAAGGUGGCUUUCGAUAACUUCGAAGACGGCAUCAUCACGGAGGAAUAUUUAAGCGAAGAGGAGCUGCAAGAGGCCAGUGCUUUCAAACCCUCGAACUUUGUGGGCGUCGUGUUCAACGAUGCCAUGUCCUACCAGCUGAGGUUUCCCGAUACGGUGGCUAUGACUUCUGUGUACACAGAAUCAAGAGCCAGUUGCUCCAACCUGCGGAAGGGUUGUGAAUCGGUGACGUACUGGAGCUCAGGAUUUACAGCUCUGCAAGCCUGCAUCGAUGCGGCAAUUAUACAGUUGAGGACCAAUCAGUCUGUUUGGGAGCAGCUCGAACUGACAAGAGCAACGGUUAUGGGAGAGGCAGCAGUGGUGGAAAUCGACAACUUUCCUCGCGCCAUCAUUUUAAUUUACCUAGUAAUUGCUUUCUCACCAUUUGGAUAUUAUUUGGCAAUUCAUAUAGUGGCAGAAAAGGAGAGGAAGUUAAAGGAAUUCUUAAAAAUAUUGGGACUUCAUGAUACUGCCUUUUGGCUUUCCUGGGUGCUUCUGUACACGAGUCUGAUCUUCGUCAUGUCCAUUCUCAUGGCGGUGAUUGCGACGGCCUCCUCGCUCUUUCCCCAGAGCAGCGCCUUUGUGAUAUUUCUCCUUUUUUUCUUGUAUGGCAUCUCUUCAGUAUUCUUUGCACUUAUGUUGACACCUCUAUUUAAAAAGUCAAAGCACGUGGGUAUAGUUGAGUUCUUGGCCACGCUGGCUUUUGGAUUUGUGGGCCUGAAUAUCGUCCUGCUGGAAGACUUCCCCAAGUCUUUCGUGUGGGUUCUCAGCCCCCUGUGCCAGUGCAGCUUCUUGAUUGGUGUCGCACAGGUCAUGCAUCUGGAAGAUUAUGAAGAUGGUGCAACAUUCUCAAAUCUAAGUCAUGGUCCUUACCCACUCUUUAUCUCACUUAUUUUACUGGUGCUGGAUAGCAUAUUUUAUCUGCUUGUAGCUGUCUACCUUGAUCAGGUUAUUCCAGGGGAGUUUGGACUACGCCGAUCAUCAUUUUUCUUUAUGAAGCCCUCGUUCUGGUCAAAGCACAGAAAAAAUUACAAGGAACUGUAUGAGAGCAGCAUCAAUGGCAAUUUAAGUUGCAGUGAGAUGGUUGAACCUGUGCCUUCCGAAUUUCAGGGAAAGGAAGCCAUCAGAAUCAGCUGUGUUCAGAAAACAUUCAGGAAAAAAGGGGAAACUGUGGAGGCUCUCAGAAACUUGUCCUUUGACAUCUACGAAGGCCAGAUCACGGCUCUGCUUGGGCACAGCGGGACCGGGAAGACGACGCUGAUGAACAUCCUCUGUGGGCUGUGUCCGCCAACAGAUGGGUUUGUCUCUGUCUAUGGGCACCGAGUCUCUGAAAUUGAUGAAAUGCUUGAAGUGCGGCGAAUAGCAGGCGUGUGCCCCCAGUCUGAUAUCCACUUUGACAUACUAACCGUGGAGGAGAAUCUCUCCCUGUUUGCUGCGAUUAAGGGAAUACCUCAGAAUGACUUGAUACAAGAGGUGCAGAAGGUGUUGCUGGAUCUGGAUAUGCAGCCUAUCAAAGACAAUCAAGCUAAGAAGUUAAGUGGGGGACAGAAAAGGCGGCUCUCGGUUGGAGUUGCUGUCCUUGGGAACCCAAAGGUUUUGCUGCUGGAUGAGCCGACUGCAGGCAUGGAUCCGUGUUCGCGGCACAUCGUCUGGAACCUCCUGAAAAACAGAAAAGCGAAUCGCGUGACAGUUUUCAGCACUCACUUCAUGGACGAGGCAGAUAUCCUUGCUGAUCGUAAAGCUGUGAUUUCUCAAGGGAUGUUAAAAUGCCUUGGAUCUUCUCUCUUUCUGAAAACCAAAUGGGGAAUUGGCUACCGCUUGAGCAUGCACAUCGAUGCCUAUUGCAACACAGAAGCUACAACCUCGCUGAUCAGACAGCACGUACCCACAGCCAGCCUGCUCCAAGAGACCGACCAGCAGCUCGUGUACACCCUGCCACUCAAGGACAUGGACAAGUUUGCAGGCUUGUUUUCUGAUCUCGACACCCAUUCCCAUUUGGGCGUUAUUACUUACGGUGUUUCCAUGACGACUCUGGAGGAUGUCUACCUGAAGCUGGAAGUUGAGGCAGAAAUCGAUCAAGCAGAUUACAGCGUGUUUAGUUCCCAGCAAGUGCAGGAGGAGGCAGACACAAAGUCACUCGACGACAUGGAGCAGAGCCUCCUGAUGCUCUCGGAGACCAGGUCGCCCCCGAUGAGCCACGCAGCCCUGUGGAAGAAGCAGGUUUCCACCAUAGCAAAAGUUCACUUCCUUAGUCUCAGGCGAGAAAAUAAAUGUGUCAGAGUGAUGUUGUUGCUUUUUCUGAUUUUCCUUGUAGUUCAGAUUUUGUUGUUUCUCACGCACCACUACAUCAAAAAUUCAAUAGCUCCUGUCAGACUCUCCCCGGAUUUGUACUUGCUGAAGCCCGGGGAGGAAUAUCACAAGUACAGGAGUCGGCUGCUGCUGCAGAACUCCACAGACUCAGAUAUUGAUGAUAUUGUCCACUCUCUUGGGAGCAUGAACGUACUGGUGGAGAUGUUCAAUGACAGCGACUACGUUUCAGCUGCCCCUCACAGUGCAGGUUUAAAUGUGUUCGACCUUGAAUCCAGACAGAACUAUGUUUUCACAAUCGUAUUCAACAGUACCAUGGUGCAUUCCGUGCCAGUUUUGAUGAAUAUUGUCAGCAACCUACUGCUGCGCACUCUGAACGUAAGCGAGAGCAUUCAGAUCUGGAGCAACCCCUUCAUCCAGGAUCUUCCAGACACUGUUUUCAAACUCGAGAUCUAUUUCGAAGCUGUGCUACUGGGAAUCAUUGUCACAGGCAUGCCACCCUAUUUUGCCAUGGAGAAUGCAGAAAACCAUAAGAUCAAAGCAUACACACAGCUGAAGAUAGCGGGGCUUUAUCCGUCCGCUUACUGGGUGGGCCAAGCUGUUGUUGACCUCCCGCUGUUCUUCUCCAUCCUCGUCCUGAUGAUAGGCAGCCUCUUUGCCUUCCACUAUGGCAUCUAUUUCUACGUCGGCAAGUUCAUGGCUGUGCUUUUUUGCCUGAUUGGCUACGUCCCAUCAGUUGUGCUGUUCACUUAUGUGGUCUCCUUCACAUUUAAAAAAGUCCAAAAUACAAAAGAAUUUUGGUCAUUUAUAUUCUCAGUGGCAGCUUUGCUGUGUACGGUUGUCACCGAAGUGGCCUUUUUUCUGGAUUUUUACACAGUGACCACCACCCUGCAUUAUGUCUUCUCUAUCUUCAUUCCCAUCUAUUCCCUUAUUGGCUGUCUGAUCUGUUUUAUAAAGGUCUCAUGGACAGACAAACAGAAGAACGGAGAAUACCACGACCCAUGGGACAGGCUCCUGGUGGCAGUUAUAGCUCCCUAUUUGCAGUGUGUCGUGUGGCUCUUCCUGCUGCGAUGUUUUGAGGUGAAGAAUGGAGGGAGGACAAUUCGAGAGGAUCCAUUUUUCAGAAAAUGCUUCACAAAAGUCAAAACGUGGAAGCUGCCGGAUGCCCCACGCGACGAGAACGAGGAUGAAGAUGUGAAGGCGGAGAGGCUGCGGGUGAAGGAAGCGCUGAGCAACCCCAAUGCUGAGGAGAUGCCAGCGAUCGUGGUCAGCAGCCUGCACAAGGAGUACGACGAGAGGAAGGAGUUCCGUCUGGGGAGGAGAAUAAAGAAAGUGGCAACAAAACACGUCUCUCUCUGCGUGAGGAAAGGAGAAAUACUGGGAUUAUUAGGACCCAACGGAGCUGGGAAGAGCACGUUAAUUAACAUGCUUGUUGGAGAGGUUGAGCCGACCAGCGGGCAGGUUCUGAUGGGAGAUUAUUCUUCCGGAGUGAACAGCGACGAUGACUCGGUUAAAUUUGUGGGGUACUGUCCUCAAACUAAUCCACUGUGGCCAGAUAUUACACUGCAGGAACAUUUUGAAAUUUAUGGUGCUAUCAAAGGAAUGAGUCAGACUGAUGUUAAGGAAGUUGUAAAACGCAUCUCAAGUGCCCUGGAUUUAAAAGACCACCUGCAGAAGACAACAAAGAAGCUGGGAGUCGGGCUGAAACGCAAGCUCUGCUUCGCCCUGAGCAUGCUGGGCAGCCCGCAGGUGACGCUGCUGGACGAGCCCUCCACUGGCAUGGACCCCAAAGCCAAGCAGCACAUGUGGCGGGCAAUUCGAGCAGCCUUUAAAAACAAGGAGCGAGCGGCUAUUCUGACCACGCACUACAUGGAGGAGGCGGAUGCUGUGUGCGACCGCGUGGCCAUCCUGGUGGCUGGGCAGCUCAGGUGUAUAGGCACUGUUCAACACCUGAAGAGUAAAUUUGGCAGAGGAUACUUCUUGGAAAUGAAAUUAAAGGAAACACCUGACGUACAGCAGCUGGAGUAUCUGCAGAGGCAGAUUCUGCACAUCUUCCCAAACGCAAAUCGUCAGGAAAGUUUUGCUUCUAUCUUGGCGUAUAAAAUUCCUAGAGAAGAUGUACAGUCGCUUUCACAUUGUUUUUCCAAGCUGGAAGAAGUAAAACACACGUUUAACAUCGAGGAGUACAGCUUUUCUCAGGCAACACUGGAACAGGUCUUUGUGGAGCUUGCUAGGGAGCAGGAGGAGGAAGACAGCAGCUUCGGCACCCUGAACAGCACGCUGUGGUGGGAGAGGACGCAGGAGGACAGGGUCAUUUUCUGAGCCCCUCGCCAUCCCGACGGCUCGCCAAGCUGCUGGUGCUUUGUGCAAGUGAUGAUCCCCUGCACCAUGUCGUGCUGGGGGAGCCAAGCUGCCAGGGGUGAGCGUGGAAAGCGUCAGCGCUGGGGCAGGGAAGGAGAACGGCAUUUGGGAACGCUGAGCAUCCUGGCCUGAGCGAUGCCGCUGCAGUAGUGGUGGAAGCAGUGAGGAUCCCCACCGUUAUUUUGCCUGUUGUGACAUUCCUCCUCUGCUGCUUGGUUCCUGGUUCGCAUGGAGUGAGCAGACGCUGCCAGGACGCUUGGGCAUCUCCUGGAGUUGGUGCCUGCCCCAGCGGUACCGCUGCUCGCCGUGCUCUGCCAGUGCUGAGGUUGGGCUGCCCUUGCUGCAAGCCGGGCAUUUGGGCAACGCCAGCUCCCCUGGAGCAUCCUUCCCCUGCAGGCAUCGCUGUCUGCCCAGCGAGGCUCCGUGCGUGUCCCCACAGGGUCCUAUUCCUGUGGCUAAUCCGUCCCUGCUCACACUUAGAAGAUGCACCUGCUUUGGAGAGGGGGAAAAAUUGCUCCGGUGUAACCGUAUUCACUGCAGGCAGGGUCCUGAAGUACCCCGCGGGCUUAGCUUGGUGUCCAGCCAGCCUGGAACUGCUCACUUACAGCUACGACCCAGCACUUGUCAGCACUCGUGGUCCUUUCUGCUGCAGACUGGCAAGUGUGGCUAGCUCGUGCUGCCAGGCGUGGUGGCACUGCUGUGUGUAAUGCAUGCACUGUAGGGUUAAACAAGGUACACAGAAGUGGAUGCUUCCCUCCCCCCCCCCAGCUCAGUGAAAGUACAAAGACAUAGCUGUGUAGUUAUGGGAUUUGCAGAAAUGUGUUUCUAGUCUGUGUCAGAAACAGUCCAAUUCUGUUGUGGGGUGCGACGGCAUGUAUCCUGCCGGCUGGGCUGGAGACGGUCCCUUUAGCUGUUUCCAUUCUUGGCGGUGAAUCCAUAAGCACACGCAACACGAUUUCCUAAUCCUUCCAUGUAGUGAUCGCAGUAAGUAAUGCCGUAGUGUGCUCAGCAUAGCGUGCUUCGUCCCAGCGUGGCAGUUUUUCAUUCGCCUUCAUAAACCCAAAAGAAUAAGAUCACAUUCACAACCUCACAUGUAGGAAUAGUGCCUUUACUUUGCAUAGAAGCACUACGAAGAAAAGAAUACAUAGUUCUUUAUCCUAAGAUCCAACAGAUGUAUGUUUAAAAUAUAUUAUUUUCUACACAAAGCUAUCAUCACUUUUUUAGUUUUAUAUGUGAAAUUAAAGAUUGUUAACUGUUCAUUGUGUUCUGCAAUGAGCAAAUUUAGUGAUGCAUUUUUAUCAAAACAUUGGCUUCAUAAGUCAUAUCAAUUGUGUGUCUUCACGUUAAAGUUAGAAAAUACCUUUUGCUUUUCUUGAGGAAAUUCAGAAACCGAGGGUUAAUGACGACUUCUGGGGCCCAACCGUUUGUACAUAGUCUGUGUAAUACUGUUUUUUCAUCACGUUGAGAGCCCAAACCUGUUUUCCUUUGUCAUCAUGGAAACGUUUCUCACUCCAGCAUGGGGAGAUGUACAACUCUCACUUCCUCCUCCGUACCCUCAGGCUGCCACUGAGGGUACAGAUUUUGUUUUGCGGUGAAGCUGUGAGCCCAAGAGCUGUGGUAGCACCAGGACCAUGACCUGAAUUCAUCCCUUCUGCACAUGCAGCCCCAUUGCUGCCCUUUUGUAAUUUUAGUCCCUUUCACUUAAUAGGCUGUAAGGUAAUUCUGUACAAUGAUAUUUCUGUCUGGGUAACAUCAUCCUAUUUCACGUAGCUUAUCGUCUAACAUUUCAAACAGACCCUACGAAAACUUUGUUAGCACCUGGAGUUCCUCAGCUUGGUUCUCCUGUUCCUCACCCCGGUGUAACCCAGGUGAUGUGGCGCUGUAGUCGUGCAGCUACCCCUACAGAGGAUCUGGCACGUUGAGUUAACUGUGUACGUGGGUGGGAUCUUUUUGGUGGUGUGGCUUUGGGUUUCAAUGUAGCAUAAGGUGCCACCCCAAGACAUCUCUGGAAUUACAGUAUACUAUAGAAAAAGUCUUCCAAAGUGUCAGAUGAUGUCUGUAACUGCCAGAACAGGGAAAAAAUAUGCAAAAUUAAACUAGAAUACCCCCAAGAAGUCUAAGGUUUUAUUCCUGCAGAUUAAGUCCUUUUGUUCAGCUGUUGUCAGCGACGUACCAAAUCCUGGCCAUACUACCAGAGCCCCAGUUCGUGCUGUAGGAGGUACAAUGCCUGGAAGAGGAUGCAGCAUGGGGUUUGGGCUUGCUGCGGGUAUUGGGGCAAACCAGUUUCCUUCAUGCUGCCUUUUCCAGGCAUAAUAAUCCUUAGCUGCUUUGGAGGGAUGUUGUGAUGAAUAAUUAGCCAGUGUAUCCAGAACUUUGAAGAUGACUUUACUUUGUGGUCUUAUUAUAAGGAUGUAUUUUUAUACGAAUGAAUCUAAUGUGUCUGAUUUUGUUCAUGUUACCAAGAAAACCCGUAUUUAAAAACACCUGAGCAGUGAGUGAACCGUAAUGUAGCUGACAUCCAGUGUUCUGGUAGCAGGAAACAGCAGGUUGUGGGUCUAAACAUGUUUGUAACACUCCUGAUGUCACAGUCAGGCACUUUGAAUCAUUUGCAGUUUAAUACUUUUUUUUUUGUCCUAUUUUACCAUUCUGCUGUAUUUGUAAAGUUGAGGUUUUCCAUUUUCCAGCAGAAAGUACUACCAAAAUAAAGAUGGAUUGGAUUGUUAAA